UUUAUGGUUAAAAGAACUGGAAUUUGAGAUGAAGAAAUUAAUUUGGGUUCGAUUUUUAUAAGUGAACUCCCGAAUGCAUGAAUUCCAUAUAAGAAACUGCACUCCGAAAUGAGAUUAAGACUAGACAAAGUCUAAGAUACCCUCGAUUGUCACCUUAUCAGAAAAAUCUCAUGUAGUUCCAAAAUUGUUGCUUUUCUUAAAGAAGGAGAAAACCGUGGAAUGAAAUAUGUUAAUUACACUAUGGGGUUUUUUGCUUAAAUUUGUUCAAAUGAGAUUCUGUAGUUGCUAAUGAGCAAGAGUUAGGCUUAGAUAACUUUAUUUAGUGUAGUUUUUGUUCCGGCAAUGAUUGUUGUUUAGGCUUUUGUCAUUCUCAGUUUUUUUCUCUUGGCACUAGCUUUCCAUGCCAAUUCCAAGCUCCAAUUCUUUAUUUUUGUUUCAAAAUAUAUGUCCUCUCAAUGCGCAUAUAUGGACAUGAAAAAUAUGAUUCGUAUUUGAUACUCAUGUUUAAAUUUCUCCUCCUGCAUCAGUCACUUGGCACCCCAAGCUUUCUUCAGUGACUACUCAUACUAAACUACUGAAGCAGCAGAGAUUAUUGUUUAGCUUCUGUUCUCUUGUUAUGGAGUUCUCACUCUUUGUGCUAGAGAUGUGUUUCACAAUUAUAGCAUUACUAUGUUAUCCAGUGUGUCUACAGGGGAAUCCAAAUGCAUCCCCGUUCCCCAGUAAUUUUCUGUUCGGAACAGCCUCUUCAUCUUAUCAGUUUGAAGGAGCAUUCUUGAGUGAUGGCAAAGGCCUAAACAAUUGGGAUGCUUUCACUCACAAGCCUGGCAAUAUUCUGGAUGGAAGCAAUGGAGAUAUAGCUGUUGACCAUUACCAUCUAUAUCAGGAAGAUUUGGAUUUGAUGCAAGACAUUGGGGUCAACAGCUAUCGCUUCUCCAUUUCAUGGGCAAGAAUCCUUCCUAAGGGAAGAUUUGGAAGUGUUAAUAAAGCUGGCAUCCAUCACUAUAACAAGCUCAUAAACACUCUUCUCCUUAAAGGUCUCUCUCUAGUUCCCCUUUAUGUUACUCAGGUAUCUCCCAUGUAUUCGGAGGAUCUUUUAACUUUUUGUGUCACAGGGAUCCAACCCUUUGUGUCAUUGACUCAUUACGACAUUCCUCAAGAACUUGAAAAUAGAUAUGGGGCAUGGUUAAGUUCCCAAGUACAGGAAGACUUUAAGUACCAUGCAGAUAUAUGCUUCAAAUAUUUUGGAGACAGGGUGAAGUAUUGGACUACCUUCAAUGAACCUAAUGUUGCAGUAAUAAGGGGCUAUAGAUCAGGGAUUUACCCACCUUCUCGUUGUUCAAGCUCAUUUGGGAAUUGCAGUAACGGGGAUUCUGAAAAAGAGCCUUUCAUUGCAGCCCACAACAUCAUCUUGUCACAUGCAGCUGCUGUUGAUGUUUACAGAACCAAAUACCAGAAACAACAAGGAGGUAGCAUUGGAAUUGUCAUGAAUGCCAUCUGGUAUGAACCUAUAAGCAAUUCCUUAAAAGACAAACAAGCAGCUGAGAGAGCCCAAGCUUUCUACAUGAAUUGGUUCUUAGAUCCAAUCAUAAUGGGGAAAUAUCCUAAAGAAAUGCAAGAAAUCCUUGACUUCAAUUUGCCUUCAUUUUCAAAUCAUGACCAGGAGAAACUAAACAGUACUGGACUUGAUUUUAUUGGUAUUAAUCACUACACCUCUUUCUACACAAAAGACUGCAUGUUUUCAGUGUGUGAACAAGGACCAGGAAAUACCAAAAUAGAAGGUUUUGCCUUAAGAACAGCUACUAAAAAUGGGGUCUUCAUAGGUGAAUCAACUGCACUUGAUUGGCUAUUUGUUCAUCCUCAAGGAAUGGAGAAUAUAAUAACAUACGUAAAAGAGAGGUACAAUAACAUCCCAAUGUUCAUUACAGAAAAUGGGUUUUGUGAGAAUGACAAGUCGGAUAGCCUUACAGAAAAGACGCUCAAUGAUGUGAACAGAGUGGAAUACAUAAGUGGCUACUUGGAUGCCCUUGCAGCAGCUUUGAGGAAAGGAGCAGAUGUACGAGGGUACUUUCUGUGGUCCUUGUUGGACAAUUUUGAAUGGACAUUGGGAUUUACAAUUAGGUUUGGCCUUCACCAUGUUGAUUUCACCACUCUCAAGAGAACACCAAGAGGAUCAGCAACUUGGUACAAACAGUUCAUUGCCAACCACACUGCUGAGAAGAUUUUAAUGCCUCAACAUUAUCCAGGGAAUCAACUGGGACAACAUUUCAAUACCAUUUGAAAAACUUUGUUCAAACUUUAUCUUAUUAGAAUUGGUCCAUAACCAAUGAUCAUGGCUGCUGAUUUCUGAACCCCGAAAAUUAUUUAUUGGAAAUCUAGAGUCGGCUAUUAGUGCUAAAGAAGACAAAAAAGGGUUCUAAAUUCUGUACAAAGCAGAUUAUUUGGAGAUAAUAUGCAUCUUAUCAUCGAAGUUUUCGAA
Messenger RNA from Gossypium arboreum, 2476 nucleotides. Its product is annotated as beta-glucosidase 46-like. Gene Ontology annotation, biological process: carbohydrate metabolic process. The coding region runs from base 617 to 2278 and encodes 553 amino acids. Gene Ontology annotation, molecular function: beta-glucosidase activity. The record is from RefSeq and is a predicted model, not a curated record. The transcript is spliced from 11 exons. NCBI's taxonomy places the organism in Eukaryota, Viridiplantae, Streptophyta, Magnoliopsida, Malvales, Malvaceae.